AUGGAAGCAAAUCCAGGUCUGCUGUAUGAUCCAUUCAAGAAAAUCCAUCUAAUACGAGAAGAAUGGCAGCUGAUUAAUUCCAUCAACGUCGAAAAAUUGGUGAAUCUAUAUCCGGAUUCCCAUCAAAAUCUAUGGGAGUCCUACAGAGUAUGCUCAGUAAGAUUCAACCACCCAAACUGCAUGUCAUAUUUAAGGAUCAAUAGCUAUCGAGAAAUACGAGCAGAAAUUGAACAAGGGGACGACGAAAUCUUCCUACGAGUCUCUACACCAGGAUCAACUACGAGUAAUCCGACUUCAGACAUUGGCCAAGAGGGGGACGACAAAACAAAAGUCAACGAACCACUUCCAACAAGAACCGACAACGACAACUCCUCCACGGCAGCAACAGUAACAACCAAAGAAGCUCCUGAGACCAUCAAGACAUCAAAGGAGUCGAAACCAUCCCGACUGAGAGACUACAAAUCACCGAUUUGGACAACAAUCCCGGCAUCAACAUCGUAA
Messenger RNA from Cotesia congregata, 501 nucleotides. NCBI's taxonomy places the organism in Eukaryota, Metazoa, Arthropoda, Insecta, Hymenoptera, Braconidae. The record is from the annotation of a GenBank genome assembly.